Messenger RNA from Ustilago hordei, 1359 nucleotides. RefSeq lists its product as uncharacterized. The record is from RefSeq and is a predicted model, not a curated record. The coding region runs from base 1 to 1359 and encodes 452 amino acids. NCBI's taxonomy places the organism in Eukaryota, Fungi, Basidiomycota, Ustilaginomycetes, Ustilaginales, Ustilaginaceae. The transcript has a single exon.
AUGUCAGCUCCUGCUCUACCAGGCGCCGUAGCCAGCCCCUCAUCACAGACCGGUGCUCCAGCAGCCCAACGAGCACGCGAGAUCCAAGACGCACUCAAAUCAAUCGUUCUUCAAACCGCCUCCACCCUUCGAGCCAAAACCCAGCUUGCGCGGCUACAGUCGUCUAUCCCUCCAUCAUCAAGCACUGCAGCAGCAGACGUCAGUGCUGUAUCAUCCGGCUUGGAUCAGCUCACCGGCGAAUGUACACGUUACCUCUCACUGGUACAUGGUCUGCGCGACUACUUGCUGCAUGCACAAGCAGCACUAGAGAUCGAGCUAGAAGCAGCGACUCAGAGAGAAGCAGAAGAGUCCAAGAGAGCAGCAGAAGCAGCGGCAGAGGCAUUGAAGAAGCAGCAGCAAGCAGAGGCAGAAGCAAAGAAGAAGGCUAAGGUGGAAGAGGAACGAAAGAAGAAGAAGGAUGAGGAGAAGGCCAAGGCUCAACCUGCAGAAGAGAGUAAGAAGGAAGACCUGACCGAGACAGGAGAUGGGAAGAAGGAUUCAGGAGCAGAUGACUCGUUUUCUGGAUUGACGACUCCGCCAUUACCACCUGCGAAGAGUGAAGGUGCGGAAAUGAAGCCCGGUUCUAACGAGGCGAAGAAGAAAGACCCUGGCAAAGCGGCAAACGAUGCCAUUGUUAUCGAUAGUGAUGGAGAUGACGAUGAAGACGAUGUGCCACUUGCCUUUGCACCCAAGGCUGGUGCAGCAGAAGGUAGUUCGAAGGCGAUCGAUCUCACAGAAUCACCUGCUCUUGCCAACGCUGCUAAGCCACUUCCCUCCGACACCAAUAGCACCUCCGUGCCAGCCUCCAUAGCAACAGACGCAGCAGCAGCAACAACAACAACAACAACAACAACUCAGGACCCAACGCCAUCUACCUCUACCGAUACUGCUGCUGCAGGCGGCAUCCAAGGAUUGGACCUCUCAGCAUUUGGCAUCAACCUCUCAUCCCUCGGCAACUUCGCUGAUCUCUCCUCCCUCGGUAUACCCUCACUCAACACCGCCUCGUCCUCCACAGAUACAUCGAACCCCCUGGUACCAGCAACAGACUUUUCAGAACUGGAAAAGAUGAUGGGCAUGGACUUUUCAUCCGCUAACAACACCACCUCCUCCGCCACGGGCGACACGAAUACAGGCGCACAGGACUUCUCUUCACUAGGCAACUACAACCUUGGCAGCCUCGGGGGCAAUACUGGAUUUGGAGAUGAUAAUGACUUGUUCGGCGCAGGUAGCGGCGGGAUAGACCUCAGCCAAUAUGACUUUUCAUCACUAGGGGGCAGUGGUGAUGCCGGUGCGGGAGGUGUUGAUUUGAGACGUUCUUGA